Zymoseptoria tritici IPO323 is the source of this 1935-nucleotide messenger RNA. RefSeq lists its product as uncharacterized. NCBI's taxonomy places the organism in Eukaryota, Fungi, Ascomycota, Dothideomycetes, Mycosphaerellales, Mycosphaerellaceae. The annotation marks the transcript as partial. The transcript has a single exon. The record is from RefSeq and is a predicted model, not a curated record. Gene Ontology annotation, molecular function: protein binding; RNA binding. Gene Ontology annotation, cellular component: catalytic step 2 spliceosome. Gene Ontology annotation, biological process: mRNA splicing, via spliceosome.
AUCGAGUCGGCGGUGCGACUACCUACGCCUGAACCUGGCGACGGGGAGGCAGUCGCAGAGACAAGUUCGCGGAAGCGUAGCUCGAUUUCGCGGUCGCCGUCACCCAGACGCGAUGCACCCCACCUUCGUCGAAGAUCAUCCUCUAGACCUAGAUCUCCACGGCGCAGUCACCGCGAAGGCAACGGAAAUGGACCUCUCCCGCGCGACGUGGACCGCUCACGGGCGAUGGAACGAGCGAGACAGCUGGAGAUGCGACAGCGAGAUGGUGAUGCUGCACCUGCCAAACCGCUCACUGAGGAGGACAAGCAGGCUGCGGCUAAGGCGGAAUACGAUCGUCUACUCAACAUGCGAUCUGGCGGCACAUACAUCCCUCCAGCUCGUUUGAAGGCUCUUCAGGCUCAGAUCACGGACAAGACGUCGAAGGAAUAUCAGCGAAUGGCUUGGGAAGCACUGAAAAAGUCCAUCAAUGGUCUGAUCAACAAGGUCAACGUUUCCAACAUUAAGCACAUUGUGCCGGAAUUGUUCAACGAGAACUUGGUUCGAGGUCGAGGGUUGUUUUGCCGGAGCAUCAUGAAGGCGCAAUCCGCCAGUCUGCCAUUCACACCAAUCUAUGCUGCGAUGGCUGCGAUUGUGAACACCAAACUACCGCAAGUGGGCGAGCUUUUGAUCAAUCGCUUGAUCAUCCAAUUUCGGAAAGCUUUCAAGCGCAACGACAAAAGCGUUUGCAGCAGCAGCACGACGUUUAUUGCGCAUCUCAUCAACCAGCAGGUUGCGCACGAAAUGCUCGCGGCACAGAUCCUUCUUUUGCUCCUGCACAAGCCGACCGAUGACAGCGUGGAGAUCGCCGUGGGGUUGAUGAGAGAAGUUGGACAGCACAUCGAAGAGAUGAAUACACAAAUUGGACUUGCGGUGUACGAUCAGUUUCGGAGCAUUCUGCAUGAGGCAGACAUCGAUAAGCGAGUGCAGUACAUGAUUGAAGUGCUGUUCCAGGUCAGGAAGGACAAAUACAAGGACAAUCCCGCGGUCAAGGAAGAGCUGGAUUUGGUCGAGGAGGAAGAUCAGAUCACCCACAGGCCUGGACUCGAUGACCAAGUGACAACGGAGGACGGGCUCAACAUUUUCAAAUUUGAUCCUGAAUUCGAAUCGAACGAAGAAGCAUACCGCAAGCUCAAGGCCGAAAUUCUGGGCGAGGCGUCGGGCAGCGAAGAUGAAGGUGAUGAGGAUGGCUCGGACGAGAGCAGCGACGACGAAGAGGACGAGGCUGAGAAAGCGGUCGAGAUCAAGGACCAAUCUAACACAGAUCUUGUAAACCUUCGGAGGUCCAUUUACCUGACGAUCAUGUCGUCUGGCCAGUUCGAAGAAGCAUGUCACAAGCUGAUGCGCAUCAACCUUCCAAGCGGCAAAGAAGAGGAGCUGCCGUCCAUGAUCAUCGAGUGCUGCAGUCAAGAACGGACAUACAACAAGUUCUUUGGUCUCAUCGGAGAGCGCUUCUGCAAGCUCAACCGACUUUGGCAAGACCUGUUCCAGGACAUGUUCACGAAAUAUUAUGAGACGAUUCAUCGCUAUGAGACCAAUCGUCUCCGCAUCAUUGCGCAGUUCUUCGGACAUCUCCUCACAUCCAACGCGAUAGGAUGGCACGUCUUCCACGUCAUCCGACUCAAUGAGGAAGACACGACCAGUUCCAGCCGUAUCUUCAUCAAGAUUCUGAUCGAGGACCUCGCGCAAGGCGUCGGUAUGAAGACGUUGCAAGAGAAGUUCAAGGACGAUGCACUCGCUCCUGCGCUUGCGGGCAUCUUCCCAACGGACGACCCGAAGAGUACGCGCUUCAGCAUCAACUUCUUUACUGCGAUUGGCAUGGGCGCAUUGACUGAGGGAAUGCGAGAAUGGCUGAAGAAUGCGCCGAAGCCCGCACCUGCUGCACUGCCUGCAAAGGAG